This is a messenger RNA of Nycticebus coucang (slow loris), 597 nucleotides long. RefSeq names its product guanylate cyclase activator 2A (gene GUCA2A). The transcript has 4 exons. Lineage: Eukaryota; Metazoa; Chordata; Mammalia; Primates; Lorisidae. The coding region runs from base 69 to 416 and encodes 115 amino acids. The record is from RefSeq and is a predicted model, not a curated record. Gene Ontology annotation, cellular component: extracellular region. Gene Ontology annotation, molecular function: guanylate cyclase activator activity.
AACACUCUCUGACCUGGCUGUAGGAGAACCAGAGACUCCAGCCACCCUCUCUCCUUGACACCACUACCAUGAACACCUUCCUGCUGUCUGCAUUCUGCCUCCUGGGAGCCUGGGCUUCCAUGGCAGAGGGGGUCAUUGUGCAGGAUGGAGAUUUCUCCUUUCCUUUGGAGUCAGUGAAGAAACUCAAAGACCUCCGGGAGCUCCAGGAGCCCAGAGCUGGGAAACUCAGGAAGCUUGAACCCACGCCUGGUGAAUCUGUGGUCCCCGAAGUGUGUAACAACCCGAUGUUUCCGGAAGAACUCAAACCUCUGUGCAAGGAGCCAAACGCUGAGGAGAUACUUCAGAGAUUGGAGGGCAUCGCUGAGGACCCGAGCACAUGUGAGAUCUGUGCCUACGCUGCCUGUGCCGGAUGCUAGGAUGACUUGCUUGCUGCCUUCUUCCCCACCCCACCUCAGGGAAGCGCCUUCUCCUGCUGGGGGGCGGGGGCUUCCCACUAUACUCCCAGUCCCAGCUCAACCCUACCCUGGCCCAGAAUGGAGGAGUGAGGAAAGGACAGCCGGGGGAGGGGCUGGGUGACCGGAGGCCCGAUCCUUAACA